Ostrea edulis (European flat oyster) is the source of this 348-nucleotide messenger RNA. RefSeq lists its product as uncharacterized. Gene Ontology annotation, biological process: cell-cell adhesion. Lineage: Eukaryota; Metazoa; Mollusca; Bivalvia; Ostreida; Ostreidae. Bases 1 to 348 code for a protein of 115 amino acids. Gene Ontology annotation, cellular component: protein complex involved in cell adhesion; cell surface; phagocytic vesicle. The transcript is spliced from 3 exons. The record is from RefSeq and is a predicted model, not a curated record. Gene Ontology annotation, molecular function: N-acetylgalactosamine binding; oligosaccharide binding; polysaccharide binding.
AUGUGUUCUUUAGACGUCGUACUGGAAGCAAUUAAAAGCAUUAACAAACUAAACCACUCAAUUGAAGGUCAGAGAGGAAGUCAGUAUGUCAGAAAAUGUUCCUCUCCCAACUGGGAUGCAGCACAGUGUGGGAACGUGACAGUCCACGUGGACUUUUCUCCAGCGUUCAAUAGUGUUCCGUACGUCAUGUUCGGCGUCAGCAAAGUGGACGCUGAGCAGAGCCACAACACAAGGUUCCAAGCCUUUGCUAGCAAUAUAGCGAAAACUGGCUUCAAUUACCACAUUGACACGUGGAGAGACUCUGAAUUAUGGGGGUCCAUAUUUGAAUGGCUGGCAUGUCCGUAUUAG